AUGGCCAACAUCGUCACGAAGAAGAUGUCCUAUGUUCGCCUAGGCAAGUCCGGUCUGAAGGUGUCGAAGAUCAUUCUGGGCUGCAUGUCUUAUGGUUCGGCCGACUGGAUGUCAUGGGUCCUCCCCGAAUCGGAGGCCAUUCAGCACAUCAAACUUGCCUACGACGCCGGCAUCAACGCCUUCGACACCGCGAACGUCUACUCGAAUGGCGAGUCCGAGAUCAUCCUCGGCAAGGCCAUCAAGGAGCUCAAGCUGCCGCGGGAUGAGAUUGUGGUGAUGACGAAGGUGUUCGCCCCCGUGGCCCGCACCCCGGGCGAGCGCACGUUCAUGCUCUCUACUGCGGAGACCGACAAGCAGGGUUAUGUCAACCAGCAUGGAUUGUCGCGCAAGCACAUCUUUGACUCCGUCAAACAUUCGCUCAAGCGCCUACAGCUUGAAUACAUCGACCUCCUUCAAUGUCAUCGCUUCGACCCCGACACCCCAAUCGAAGAAACGAUGCAGGCGCUGCACGACGUUGUCAAAGCUGGCUACGUUCGCUACAUCGGCAUGUCUUCGUGCUGGGCAUGGCAGUUCCACGUCAUGCAGAACUACGCAAUCAGCCACAACCUCACGCCCUUCAUCUCGAUGCAGAAUCACCACUCGCUCAUUUACCGUGAGGAGGAGCGCGAGAUGUUCCCCACUCUGAAGCAUUUCGGGGUCGGCAUCAUUCCGUGGAGCCCGCUCGCCCGGGGGAUCGUAGCGCGUCCGCUCGGCGAGCAGACGAAACGAAACUCUGCGGACACGAGCGCUAGCAGGUACCUCGGUGGAUCAACUGAAGUCGUCGUCGCUCGUGUCGAAGAGAUUUCAAAGAAGCGCGAGAUCAGCAUGGCGCAGGUCGCGGCCGCGUGGUCCAUGCAACAGGAGGGCGUAACUGCGCCGAUCUUUGGCACCACGAGCGUCCAGAACCUCGAGGAGCUCAUUGCGGCCGUCGAUAUCAAACUGACGGAAGACGAGAUCAAAUACCUCGAGGAGCCGUAUACUCCGAGGGCCAUCAUUGGCCAUGCCUAAGUCCAUGCCCUAGUGGCGACGGUGUUAUGGAUAUAGAGCGCUUGAUUAGUACAUGAAGAGGAUGGGAUCGUGGUGAAUCUGCGAUGCACGUCUCCAGGACGCUCCUCUGGUAUGGUAUCGCAGUUCAGGUCAAGGCGACGAGAUCACCCUGACUUGACGACUCAAAACAAGAAAGAUCGCGAUAGUUAUUGUGUAUGUAUGGCUUUUUAUAUCGUGUAUCAAGUACAAUACGUUAUGGC
Messenger RNA from Punctularia strigosozonata HHB-11173 SS5, 1286 nucleotides. RefSeq names its product aryl-alcohol dehydrogenase. Lineage: Eukaryota; Fungi; Basidiomycota; Agaricomycetes; Corticiales; Punctulariaceae. The record is from RefSeq and is a predicted model, not a curated record. The coding region runs from base 1 to 1047 and encodes 348 amino acids. The transcript has 8 exons.